AUGGGCAACGAAGACAUCAACCGCAAGGAUCUUUCGACUCAGAAAGACUGGCCUGAUGAUGAGAACAACCCGUUCGUCGCCUUCCGGCGCUACGCCGAUGAGCAGGUCUCCACCAUGCUUCAGUCUAUCACGGGCCUCCCUUCGAUGGUAACUCAGCCUCACAACGGCCACUGGGAUAUAUUGGCAGAUAACCACGGCUACCAGAAUCGAAUGUCUCGUCAAAGAACCAGUGAUAAUACGGACAACAGCAGCUAUCCAACAGACCGAGACAGUGGAAGUGGUUAUCCGGGCAACCGAGAUGGAGAUGAUCCCCGCAUCUAUGGAAAUAAUUCACGACCACGCUGGCCUGAGAAUGACGAUUCGUGGAGAAAGUGGUGCAAUGGACCAUCCGACUUCUUCGGCCUCGAUUCCUUCUUCGACCGGUUCUUCGAGGAUCGGUUCUUCCCUUUGCGUCCCAACUCCUACACUCCGGCCACAACCUUCUUCUCCGGGAUAUGUUUGAGGACACCGAAUCACCAACCUGGCCGAUCGGAACGCCAAGCACAAUUCCAAGCGCAACAGGAAAAGGGCGUUUUCUCAUCUCUCAUGUCAUCUUUGCAUCUCAACUCUGAGCGUGACCCUUCCGAACCGCAGUGGAGAGAAGCAUUUGAGGAUUUACUUCGACUCGAGAACAAUAAGCCGAUGCUUGAUCUCAAUGCCUCCGUCGCGAGAUCCGAGUCCGGAAAAGACUGGCUACAAGGGCUUGUUAAAAGAGGCAGCUUGGGAGAUAGGUGGAAGUUUGUGUCUGACAUAGAUGGCCAGCCUUGGUCUGGCGUUACAUUAUCUGGUCGUGCAGGCCCAGAGCAGGACCGGUCAUGGUCUCGAUCUCUGCCCGAGGAAGAGAAAGAGUCUACAGAUACGAAGGAGGCUGAGAGCGAACUAGAUUUGUACGAGCGCUUCUUGAAUGAUAUCGAAAACCGCGAACGUGAAUUCUUCCGCGGUGUCUCCGAAAGCCCUCUUCUGCGUCUCCUCCUCGAGGAACGACGUGAGCAACAGGAAGAACUUGAGAAAUACAGGCGCAGUCCUCCGACGGCCGAAGACCAACACAGCCAUGACGAUAACGAGAAUUGGAUCGAUCUUGUAUCCGGAGGGAGCAAGAAAUCUGUCCCUGAAACACCCAGGGAUUCGCCGACCGAAAUCGACACUAAACCAGCCGGAGCUACCUCGGAACCAGCACAGCCUCGUGUUAUCUCCACUAUGACUCGAACAGAACGCGUGCGGCUUCCUGAUGGCUCGGUUGAGAGCAAGAUUGUCAACACAAGACGUUUUGCAGAUGGCCGAGAGGAAAGUGAUGAGUCUGUUGAGGUGUCUCGUCCCCAGGAAGGUUUGGAUUCUAGGCCUACGUCCGACAAACCGAAGAACGGUUGGUUUUGGAAAGACUAG
This is a messenger RNA of Penicillium crustosum, 1422 nucleotides long. RefSeq lists its product as uncharacterized. Lineage: Eukaryota; Fungi; Ascomycota; Eurotiomycetes; Eurotiales; Aspergillaceae. Bases 1 to 1422 code for a protein of 473 amino acids. The transcript has 2 exons. The record is from RefSeq and is a predicted model, not a curated record.